GUGAAGGUAAAGUUGUCGGAAUACCUAAGUUAAUGACUUGUUAAAGUAGAAAACGGUGUUCGAUAGUUUCCCAUUUGUAAAGGUAAACAAACAACCUUCGAGGGCUUCGUCAUCAGGUCUUGUGAGCUUCUAACUCGGUCAGCUAAAGUCUCCCUGCUUGGGAUUUUAAAUGGAAACAAGUUUAAUUUGGCCAUGAAUUGUCGCUCGGAAGUCCUUGAGGUAACCGUGGAAGCUCGGCAGGUGGAGGAAGCGAUGCUGGCUUUGUUGCACACCAUUUUACUGCACCGCAGCACGGGCAAGUUUCACUACAAAAAGGAGGGCACGUACUCCAUCGGCACCGUGGGCACCCAGGACAUCGACUGCGAUUUCAUCGAGUUCACCUUCGUCAGGGUGUCUUCUGAGGAACUGGACAGGGUUAUCAGGAAGACUGUGUCUGAAUUCAAGGAUGCUUUGAGCAACUCGGGCAGUGACGGCAUGGGGCAGAUCUCCCUGGAGUUCUACCAAAAGAAGAAGUCUCGCUGGCCCUUCUCUGACGAGUGCAUCCCCUGGGAGGUGUGGAGCAUCAAAGUCAAUGUUGUCAACCUCGCCAAUGAGCAGGAGAGACAGAUCUGCAGGGAGAAAGUCGGAGAGAAGCUCGGCGAGAAGGUGAUCAACGUUGUCGAGGUCAUAAACCGUCACGAAUACCUGCCAAAGAUGCCCACCCAGUCUGAAGUGGACAAUGUUUUUGACACCAGUCUUAAAGAUGUCCAGCCCUACCUUUACAAGAUCACCUACCAGAUCACUGACUCACUGGGCACAUCUGUAAGCACCACCAUGAGGAGGCUGAUAAAAGACACUCUGGCACUGUAAGGAUCCUUUGGGACAGCGUAAAGUUCUGAAGCUUAGUUUGUCAGUGUGCCCACUUUCUGAUUUCUGCUGUGAUUCCAUAUCCUAUUUUCUUUUUUCAAAUUUGUGUACAUUUUCUUAAGAAUAUGUUAUUUAUCCAAAAUAGAGUUUGUCAUUCAUUAAAUAGAAAUAACGCUACACUGGUUUGAUUCAUCAAAACAUUAUGUCGCUUAUCUGUAAAUAAAAAUGCAAUCAUGUAAAUUAUCAACUGUUUGGACAAUAAAGGUUUUUCUCUGUUACCAUGA
Messenger RNA from Austrofundulus limnaeus, 1130 nucleotides. RefSeq names its product autophagy related 101 (gene atg101). The coding region runs from base 193 to 849 and encodes 218 amino acids. The transcript is spliced from 2 exons. Gene Ontology annotation, biological process: autophagy; autophagosome assembly. NCBI's taxonomy places the organism in Eukaryota, Metazoa, Chordata, Actinopteri, Cyprinodontiformes, Rivulidae. Gene Ontology annotation, cellular component: phagophore assembly site; Atg1/ULK1 kinase complex. The record is from RefSeq and is a predicted model, not a curated record. Gene Ontology annotation, molecular function: protein kinase binding.